Molecule: messenger RNA, 1721 nt
Organism: Sinocyclocheilus grahami
Lineage: Eukaryota; Metazoa; Chordata; Actinopteri; Cypriniformes; Cyprinidae
Gene: kcnf1b
Product: potassium voltage-gated channel, subfamily F, member 1b
Exons: 1
Coding region: 202-1656 (484 amino acids)
Biological process (GO): action potential; protein homooligomerization; potassium ion transmembrane transport
Cellular component (GO): voltage-gated potassium channel complex; membrane
Molecular function (GO): voltage-gated potassium channel activity
Source: RefSeq, a predicted model, not a curated record
UCUUGAUUCAUUUUCUUAUCAAAGCUUUUUUUCAAGACAAAAUGUAUUAAUUUUACUCUCUUAGCAUGUCUUUAGUAUUUACGAAGUUGAUCAGAAUCCUCUUGACAUACGAGGACCCUGCGUCUCCAUGCGCCUUUUCUUUGAACUCACCGUUCCUAACAUUUAACGCCAUUUAAAUGUUUUGAGACUAGGGCUGCGAGGAUGUGGACGCUACCGAGGACCCGGUUCGCGCACUGUAACGGCUCGUCGAGCAGCGACGACAAAGAAAUCGCCGUAAACAUCGGCGGCGUGCGGCUGGUGCUGUGCGGAGACAUUCUGAACCGCUAUCCGGACAGCAGGCUCGCCGAACUAGUGAACUGCUCAACUCGGAGUUUUGAUGUCAUUUCCUCGCUCUGCGAUGAUUACGACCCUGGAAAACGAGAGUUCUACUUCGACAGAGAUCCCGACUCGUUUAAAUGCAUCGUGGAAGUGUACUACUUUGGAGAGAUCCAUAUGAAGCGCGGAAUCUGCCCUAUUUGUUUUAUCAAAGAGAUGGAGUUUUGGAAGAUCGACUUGAGCUACUUGGACGAAUGCUGCAAGAGUAACUUGACUGAGAAGGAGGAAGAGUUGGCAGAGAUUGCAGACAAGGUGAAACUGAUCCUGGAUGAUCUGGACUGUGACCCUAACGUGAGCCGCACUGAAAGGUGGCAGAAGUUCCUCUGGAAGUUCAUGGAGAAACCAGAGUCCUCGCUCCCAGCACGCGUAAUUGCCGUUGUGUCCUUCCUUUUCAUCCUAGUGUCAUCUGUGGUGAUGUGUCUCGGGACCAUACCGGACCUCCAGGUGGAGGACUCCGAGGGGAAUCGCGUUGAGCACCCGAGCCUGGAUGCUAUCGAGACGGCGUGCAUCGGCUGGUUCACAGUAGAGUACGUGCUGCGCCUCGCAUCGUCCCCAAACAAGGUGCGCUUCACGCUCUCCUUCAUGAACAUGAUAGACUUCUUGGCCAUCCUGCCGUUCUACGUGGUGCUGGUUCUCACGUACCUCGGCACGGCCAUGAUGGAGCUGGCCAACGUGCAGCAGGCGGUGCAGGCGCUCCGCAUCAUGCGCAUUGCGCGGAUCUUCAAGCUAGCGCGCCAUUCUUCUGGCCUGCAGACGCUCACGUACGCGCUCAAACGGAGCUUCAAGGAGCUGGGGCUGCUCCUCAUGUACAUGGGAGUGGGCAUCUUCGUGUUCUCCGCGCUCGGGUACACCAUGGAGCAGAGCCACCCGGAGACACUGUUCAGAAGCAUCCCGCAGUCCUUCUGGUGGGCCAUCAUCACCAUGACCACCGUCGGCUAUGGGGACAUCUACCCAAAAACCACCCUAGGCCGGUGCAACGCGGCCAUCAGCUUCCUGUGCGGGGUGAUCGCCAUAGCGCUGCCCAUCCACCCUAUCAUCAACAAUUUUGUCAUCUAUUACAACAAGCAGAAGGUGCUAGAAACCGCCGCCAAGCACGAACUGGAACUCAUGGAGCUGCGCGAGCUCGAGCUCGCGGUGAGAAGCUCCUCACGCCGGUCUGACGCGCCCGGGAACGCGUGGGAAGGUGCCUUGCGCGCGUCGCGUAGCGAUACAUACAUCCCGCUCCUUUCGGGAGCGCACAGAACUGAGAGGGAGCCCGUGAAGAAGAAAAGCCUGACUUAGGCCAAAAGUGAAAGAAACUUGCAAAGCACUUUAAGUUUCACGAGAGCUAGUGUUAUUUUGGUCAU